UCGCUUUAAGGCAUGUGAUACUUUCCUGAGCAGGGAUGUAUUGAAAUAGGCUACGGUACUUACAGCAUCGUAUAGCAGUGUACGUACAGCUGCCUUACUCUGCACUGCCCGCGCUGGAGUGAGGCUGCUCUGUUGUUAAACAUAAACUGCUCCUCGUCCUUAAGUAUCCUGGAAGCUGCAAAUUAUCUCAAGAUCACUUCAAAGGUCUCAUCAAGCAGAAGGUGAUGCUAGGAGAUGAUUUAAAGGUGAAAAUGAGAAGGUUUCCAGCCCUCAAACCUUGGCCACUUUUCUGACGGCAGAGUCUGAGACCUCAGAUGUCUUCUUUACUCUGGGAACAGGAUUUGUAACGACAGAGAUUUUUUCUUUUUUCUUUUAAUCCUGAUAAAGAAGAAAGUUGGGAAGCUAUUAAAAUUCCCUUAUUGUGAUACAGAUGGAUUUAAAAAAGUGUUAGAUCUUUCCAAUGAACACUAAUAGAGUGCUCUGCUCUUGGUUGGAUUACUCAGAGAAUGGCAGUGGUCUCUGCAAUGUCCUGGGUCCUGUAUUUGUGGAUAAGUGCCUGUGCAAUGCUGCUCUGUCAGGGGUCCCUCCAUCACACUUUCCAGCAGCAUCACCUGCACAGACCAGGUAGGACUGAGAUCGGCUGUGGGAUGCAUUAA
This is a messenger RNA of Leptosomus discolor (cuckoo roller), 656 nucleotides long. Lineage: Eukaryota; Metazoa; Chordata; Aves; Leptosomiformes; Leptosomidae. The record is from RefSeq and is a predicted model, not a curated record.